Molecule: messenger RNA, 1373 nt
Organism: Coregonus clupeaformis (lake whitefish)
Lineage: Eukaryota; Metazoa; Chordata; Actinopteri; Salmoniformes; Salmonidae
Product: choline-phosphate cytidylyltransferase B
Exons: 8
Coding region: 19-1245 (408 amino acids)
Biological process (GO): CDP-choline pathway
Molecular function (GO): phosphatidylcholine binding; choline-phosphate cytidylyltransferase activity
Source: RefSeq, a predicted model, not a curated record
CUGAGUGUCCGUGUCUCGAUGCCUGUUGGUGACGGUUGGAACGAGGGAAGGGAAAAGCCAGGACCGUUUUUACACAAUCAACGGUUGACGGACAGAUACGCGUCUCUAAUCAUGGUUGGGCGGACAAGCAAUGGAACGCACGAUUACGCAGGUGCUCCUGGUGCACCUGCUGCGUCCGGACGGAGGAGAGGAGCAGGGACGAUGCUGACUGAGCCUGCUAUUUUUGCAAAGGACACCAGCUGUGAGUGCCGCGCCCCUCAUGAGAAACUCUCCAUCGCUCAGGCCCGCAGAGGGACCCCAAUGGACCGUCCAGUGCGUGUAUAUGCAGAUGGAAUAUUUGAUCUGUUCCACUCCGGCCAUGCCAGAGCCCUGAUGCAGGCCAAGAACCUCUUCCCCAACGCAUACCUCAUAGUGGGAGUGUGCAGUGAUGAGCUGACACACAAGUACAAGGGUUUCACAGUGAUGACAGAGGAUGAGAGGUACGAGGCUCUGAGACACUGUCGCUAUGUCGACGAGGUGGUCCGAGACGCACCAUGGACGCUCACACAGGACUUCCUGGAGAAACACCAGAUCGAUUUUGUGGCUCAUGACGAUAUCCCAUACUCCUCAGCAGGAACUGAGGACGUCUACAAACACAUCAAGGAGGCAGGCAUGUUCGUGCCGACCCAGCGGACGGAGGGUAUCUCGACCUCUGACCUGAUCACUCGUAUCGUACGAGACUACGACCUCUACGCAAGACGCAACCUACAGCGAGGCUACACCGCUAAAGAGCUCAACGUCAGCUUCAUCAACGAGAAGAAGUACCGCCUGCAGAACCAGGUGGACCGUAUGAAGGAGAAGGUGAAGACGGUGGAGGAGAAGAGUAAACACUUUGUCUACCGUGUGGAGGAGAAGAGCCAUGACCUCAUACAGAAGUGGGAGGAGAAAUCACGGGAGUUCAUUGGUAACUUCCUGGAACUGUUCGGCCCAGAUGGAACAUGGAAACAGGUGUUUAGUGAGCGUAGUGGUCGGAUGAUCUCCUACGCUCUGUCACCUCGCGGGUCGCCUAGCAACAGUCCACCCCGGCAACUGUCUCCAUCCCGUUCCCCAUCUCCUCCCUCUCGCUGGUCUCACCCCAGGCCAGUCUCCCACUCCUCACACAAAGGAGCCUCAGCCUCCUUCAGUAGCAUGAGUGAGGAAAAUGAGAAUGGGAAGUGUGAAACACAAUGCCGUGUUCAAAACAACUGGGAACUCGGAAAUCUCUGACUUCUGACUUUAGUACAUUCAAGACAACUCAGAAAAAAACGUGGGGGGAAAAAACCAGCUCCGACUGGGAAAAUCGUUUUUGAACGGUCGUCUUACAUGCUGACCAGACCGUGCGCGUGUUGAUUUUG